Molecule: messenger RNA, 1014 nt
Organism: Mytilinidion resinicola
Lineage: Eukaryota; Fungi; Ascomycota; Dothideomycetes; Mytilinidiales; Mytilinidiaceae
Product: glyceraldehyde-3-phosphate dehydrogenase
Exons: 5
Coding region: 1-1014 (337 amino acids)
Biological process (GO): glucose metabolic process
Molecular function (GO): NAD binding; NADP binding; oxidoreductase activity, acting on the aldehyde or oxo group of donors, NAD or NADP as acceptor
Source: RefSeq, a predicted model, not a curated record
AUGGUUGUCAAGGUCGGAAUCAACGGCUUCGGUCGCAUUGGCAGAAUCGUCUUCCGUAAUGCCAUCGAGCACAAUGAUGUCGAUAUCGUCGCCGUCAACGACCCUUUCAUCGAGCCACACUACGCUGCCUACAUGCUGAAGUAUGACAGCACCCACGGCCAGUUCAAGGGCGAGAUCAAGGUCGAGGGCUCCAACCUCGUCAUCAACGGCAAGACCAUCAAGUUCUACAUGGAGAAGGACCCGGCCAACAUCCCGUGGGCCGAGACCGGCGCCUACUACGUCGUUGAGUCGACCGGUGUCUUCACCACCACCGAGAAGGCCAAGGCUCACUUGAAGGGUGGCGCCAAGAAGGUUGUCAUCUCUGCUCCGUCCGCCGACGCCCCCAUGUUCGUCAUGGGUGUGAACAACGAGACGUACAAGUCCGACAUCGAAGUCCUCUCCAAUGCCUCUUGCACAACCAACUGCUUGGCACCCCUCGCCAAGGUCAUCCACGACAAGUUCACCAUCAUCGAGGGUCUCAUGACCACCGUCCACUCAUACACUGCCACCCAGAAGGUCGUCGAUGGCCCCUCGGCCAAGGACUGGCGUGGAGGCCGCACUGCUGCCCAAAACAUCAUCCCCAGCAGCACUGGUGCCGCCAAGGCCGUCGGAAAGGUCAUCCCCGACCUCAACGGCAAGCUCACCGGCAUGUCGAUGCGUGUGCCGACCGCCAAUGUCUCGGUUGUGGACUUGACUGUCCGCAUUGAGAAGGGUGCUACCUACGACGAGAUCAAGGCCGCCAUCAAGGAGGCGUCCGAGACAAACCUCAAGGGCAUACUCGGCUACACUGAGGACGAAGUCGUCUCGACUGAUCUCUGCGGCGACAACCGCUCCUCCAUCUUCGACGCCAAGGCCGGUAUCUCCCUGAACAAAAACUUCGUCAAGCUCGUCUCCUGGUACGACAACGAGUGGGGCUACUCCCGCCGUGUCCUCGACCUCUUGGUCUACAUUGCCAAGGUCGACGGUAACGCUUAG